AUGAAGUAGAAUUUUUAUCAUAAUUUAAACUUAGUAUUAACUUUAGCACUUCUUACAACUACCUACGGGUUUCAUGAUUUGCCACAUAUGCUGAUUCUUGGGAUAGCUAAAGAAACGCUAAUUGAAAAAGAUCCAGAAAUUAUAUAAAUAGCAGAAAAAUACUUUGAUCAAUUUGAAGAACCUCAUCAAAAAGGUUAGGUUUAAUUUGAAGAGCAUAGUAUUUGGUCAGAUGAUAUUAAGUAUUGGUAUAAAUCUAGCGUCAAGUAUUGGGAUACCUGGCACUAUAUAGAUUAAAUUUAUAAUCCUAGCAAUUAUCCAAUAGAUGUUAAUAAAUAAAAAGAUUCUAACUCAAAUGCUUAAGUUGCUUUCAAUCAAAUCAAAGAAACACUUAAAAAUAAAAAUCUAAAUGGAAAGAUAACUGUGAUGAAGCACAUAUUUCUCAAGCAUUUAGUGCAUUUAGUAGGCGAUAUACAUCAGCCUCUUCACACAGUUAGUUUCUAUAGCUAUUAGUUUUAAAAUGGAGAUUUAGGAGGUAAUAAAUAAAUGGUUUAAUUAAGUGAUAAUAGAAAAAAUAAUUUGCAUUUCUAUUUUGAUUCUGGAGCAUUUUAUUAUACUUUUGAAGAUAGAAUACAUAGACCAUUUAAUGAAUCCUUUAUUGAUUAUUUUGAAGAAGAAAUUGCAAGACUUAUAAAGUUGUAUCCAAGGGAGGAGCUUAAAAUAAAUGAUGAAGACAUACAAUUUGAUUAAUGGGUGAAAGAGAGCUAUAUGAUUUCUAUAGAAUAGAUUUACUCCUAGAUAGAUUUAACAGGAAACUAAAAAAUAAAUAAAAUUACUGAUGAAAAUCACAGAAAAAACUAAGAAUUAUGCUAGAAGUAAAUUGUUAAAGCAGGCUAUCGUUUAGCAAAUAUACUUGUAGAUUUUUUGAAGGACGAAAAAGGCAUAUAUACUUUUGAUAAAGAAAAUUAAUAAUUAAUAACUAAAAAUAAAAACAAAAAUAAUCAUAAAGACGGAACGAUUUUUGCAUUUAUAAUUGCAUUAGUUUUUUUAAUAAUAUGUCUUUUCGGAUGCUACAAAAAUAGCUAAAGUCACUUAAAACUAAAAUAAAACGGAAAUAGUAGUAGUCAUAAUCACAGGCAUCAUGAAUUAUAAAAUUAAAGUGAAAAUUUAUGA
Messenger RNA from Tetrahymena thermophila SB210, 1170 nucleotides. Its product is annotated as p1/s1 nuclease. Gene Ontology annotation, molecular function: nucleic acid binding; endonuclease activity. Gene Ontology annotation, biological process: DNA catabolic process. The record is from RefSeq and is a predicted model, not a curated record. NCBI's taxonomy places the organism in Eukaryota, Ciliophora, Oligohymenophorea, Hymenostomatida, Tetrahymenidae. The transcript is spliced from 2 exons.